AAAGCCCAUUACAUAGCUGACCUAGAAAAGCCUGUAUAUAAAAAUGUCUUCUCUGUAAACCCUAGCUCACAGAGUGAGAGAGAGAGAGGGGCUCAGCGUGAAAGUUUCAGAGUUUCAUCGCUUCCAUUGAGUUCAAUCGAAGAUGAAGUUCAACAUUGCGAACCCGACUACUGGGUGCCAGAAGAAGCUCGAGAUCGAUGAUGACCAGAAACUCCGAGCUUUCUAUGACAAGAGGAUCUCCCAGGAGGUUAACGGAGAUGCUUUGGGAGAGGAGUUCAAGGGAUACGUUUUCAAGAUUAUGGGAGGAUGUGACAAGCAAGGUUUCCCAAUGAAGCAGGGAGUGUUAACUCCAGGCCGUGUUCGUCUUCUGCUUUACAGAGGCACUCCUUGCUUCCGUGGUUAUGGUAGGCGUAAUGGUGAGCGAAGAAGGAAGUCUGUCCGUGGUUGCAUCGUCAGUCCUGACCUUUCAGUUCUGAAUUUGGUUAUUGUGAAGAAGGGUGAGAAUGAUCUGCCCGGACUGACAGACACUGAAAAACCUAGGAUGAGAGGUCCCAAAAGGGCUUCCAAGAUUAGGAAGCUCUUCAACCUUGGAAAGGAUGACGAUGUUAGGAAGUAUGUCAACACCUAUCGCCGAACAUUCACAAACAAAAAGGGGAAAGAGGUUAGCAAGGCUCCUAAGAUCCAGAGGCUGGUAACACCAUUGACUCUCCAGAGGAAGAGAGCAAGAAUCGCCGACAAGAAGAAGAGAAUUGCCAAGGCUAAGUCAGAAGCUGCUGAUUAUCAGAAGCUUUUAGCGUCUAGGUUGAAGGAACAAAGGGAAAGGCGAAGUGAGAGUUUGGCUAAGAAGAGGUCUCGACUUUCUGCCGCUUCCAAGCCAUCUAUUGCUGCUUAAGUUCAUUGGGAAGAAGCAAUCUGUGAUAUCUGGAUCUGGUCUGUUAUAGCUAUUGCUUGAUGUUGCUUGUGAUAGCUUUUUUAAUGUUCUGAGGUGAUGAGUUUAAGUUAGUGUAUCGUUUACUAUGUGAUCUUUCUGAUCAAAGAUUUUGGUUGUUUAGUACUUGUUGAAUGAAAUCAUCCCGACUUUUAUUA
Messenger RNA from Solanum verrucosum, 1086 nucleotides. RefSeq names its product 40S ribosomal protein S6. The transcript has 6 exons. Gene Ontology annotation, biological process: translation. The record is from RefSeq and is a predicted model, not a curated record. Gene Ontology annotation, molecular function: structural constituent of ribosome. Gene Ontology annotation, cellular component: ribosome. Lineage: Eukaryota; Viridiplantae; Streptophyta; Magnoliopsida; Solanales; Solanaceae. The coding region runs from base 143 to 892 and encodes 249 amino acids.